AUGGCUCUAAGGAUGCUCUGGGCUGGACAGGGCAAGAGGAUCCUGGGAGGCUGGAGGAUCAUCUGCUUGGUGGUGUCUCUGCUCCUGCAGCACCCAGGAGUUAACAGCAAGUGUUACUUCCAAGCUCAAGCUCCCUGCCUCUACGACGGGAAAUACUUCACUCUGGGUGAAUCCUGGCUCCGCAAGGACUGCUUCCAUUGCACCUGUCUGCACCCCGUGGGUGUGGGCUGCUGUGACACGUCUCAGCAUCCCAUUGACUUCCCCGCUGAGUGUGAAGUGCGCCAGGAAGCAGGAACCUGUCGGUUUUCUCUGGUGCAAAAAUCUGACCCUCGGCUGCCCUGCAAAGGGGGAGGACCUGACCUAGAAUGGGGCUCAGCUAACACCCCUGUUCCUAGAGCUCCUGCUCCCCACUCCAGCUAA
This is a messenger RNA of Microtus oregoni (creeping vole), 420 nucleotides long. RefSeq names its product microseminoprotein, prostate associated (gene Msmp). The transcript has 3 exons. The record is from RefSeq and is a predicted model, not a curated record. NCBI's taxonomy places the organism in Eukaryota, Metazoa, Chordata, Mammalia, Rodentia, Cricetidae. The coding region runs from base 1 to 420 and encodes 139 amino acids.